This is a messenger RNA of Dalotia coriaria, 1405 nucleotides long. RefSeq names its product adenosine kinase-like. Lineage: Eukaryota; Metazoa; Arthropoda; Insecta; Coleoptera; Staphylinidae. The record is from RefSeq and is a predicted model, not a curated record. The coding region runs from base 247 to 1287 and encodes 346 amino acids. Gene Ontology annotation, biological process: purine ribonucleoside salvage; purine nucleobase metabolic process. The transcript is spliced from 4 exons. Gene Ontology annotation, cellular component: cytosol; nucleus. Gene Ontology annotation, molecular function: adenosine kinase activity.
CCCACACGUGCGGUGGUGCGCGACGCGACGAUUGGAAUUGUCGCGCCCGGAGUCGGGAGUCCCGCAGCGGUUGUUUACACGUUGCAUAAUCAAGAUAACCCGCCGGGCUUAAUAAAUCGCUCUUAUCAUGCUAAUGUUGACUCCGGGGUCUCCCAGUGACAAUGGGGCUUUCUUUGACCUUGCGCCGCGAUAAGAUUUAAGCGCUUGGCUCUCGCGGCCGGCGUCAGUCUCGCGCCGUAACUCAGCAUGGCAAAAAAGCACGAUAUGGAGAGCCUGUUGCUGGGCAUUGGCAACCCGCUGCUGGACAUCUCCGCGUCCGUCGACGAGGCGUACCUGGAGCGGUACGAUAUGAAAGCGAACGAUGCCAUCCUCGCCGACGAGAAGCACAUGCCCAUAUACAAAGAGAUUGUCGAGAAGUACAACGCCGAUUAUAUCGCCGGCGGCAGCGUGCAGAACUCGCUGCGCGUCGCCCAGUGGAUUCUGGACAAACCGCGCGUGGCGACGUUCUUCGGCUGCGUCGGCGAGGAUGAAUACUCGAAGAUUCUUGAGGAGCGCGCGCGCGCAGAUAGCGUGAAUGUACAGUAUCAGUACGACGUGAAGCAACCCACGGGGACAUGCGCAGUACUCAUCACCGGCCAUCAUCGGUCGCUGUGCGCCAAUCUGGCUGCGGCGAAUUGUUUCACAGUCGAUCACAUCCGCAAACCGGAGAAUCGUAAACUCAUGGAGUUGGCGCAAUAUUACUACAUAUCCGGAUUCUUCCUCACUGUGAAUCCCGAGACGAUCAUGGAGGUGGCCAAGUACUCUCACGCACAGAAGCGGACGUUCAUCAUGAACCUCAGCGCUCCUUUCAUUUCUCAAUUCUAUAAGGAACCGUUAAUGAACGCGAUGCCUUACAUCGAUAUUCUCUUCGGAAAUGAGACUGAGGCAGAGACGUUCGCCAAUGAACAGUCGUUUGGCACGAAGGAUCUGAAAGAAAUCGCGUUGAAGAUAUGCUCUCUGCCGAAGCAGGACGAGGCGAAACCGCGCAUUGUAAUUCUCACGACCGGCUCCAAUCCGGUGAUAUUAGCGAGCAACGGCAAGAUAACCGAAUUCCCCGUCGUGCGUCUUGAAGAGGAUAAACUCGUCGACACGAAUGGCGCUGGCGACGCCUUCGUCGGCGGUUUCCUCGCGCAAUACAUUCGCGAGCAGCCGCUCGACGUGUGCAUCCGCUGCGGCAUCUGGACGGCCACGCAGAUUAUCCAGCGAUCGGGCUGUACUUACGAAGGCAAGGCCGACUUCAAAGCGUAGCCCACCGCGCGCCGCCAGCGUGAUAUUCACGCCGGCCGGCGCCGACGUACUUAAAAGCGUCGCAGACAUACUUCCACACUGAUCAGAGUAGCAAAUAAACUUAUUUCAUGUGCCUAAA